AUGGUGGACACUCAAUAUUUGCUGAAUCGAGUCUACAAUUUCCAUCAUGUCUUGUUUGCGGAUCUUGCUGGUAAAGCUGAGGACCUUCUGAACAGGGUUGACCAAGGGGGGCUGCAACAGCUCUUAGUAAAAAGAAAACUCAGUAACAUCAUAUAUAACACAGACCCUGAAUAUUCUGAACUACACCAACAAAAUACAGACUUGACAUAUCAGACUGUAUCUAAAGCUAAUUACAUUUCUUCUGCAGCAGAUCACAUUAGACAUCAGAAGGCUACCAUUUUAGCAGGGACUGCAAAUGUGAAAGUGGGAUCUAGGACAUCAGUGGAGUCUUCCCACCUGAGUGAUACAUCUGCUCCUAGGCCUUCUUCAUUUGUUAGAAGAAAAAAGUCUGAACCUGAUGAUGAACAGCUAUUUGAUUUCAAUAGUUCAGAGAAGGAACCUAAUGGAAGGGUUGAAACUAAAAAAGAAAGGGGCAAGGCAGCUAUUCAAAGUCAUUCUCGGACAUCAAGCAUUAGUUCUGUGUCUACCGGUACACCCAGCAUCAAAACUACUGAAGAAAACUCCACCAGGAGUCAAGGCCAUGAAACCUCUGACAGUUCAGAUUCUGGAGUAGGAGCUCAAGUGGAUGCUGCAAAGGAAACUACAUCCCUGAGUGCUAGAUCUAGUGAUGAAAGCCUUUCUGCUAAUAAUGAUGGCAGGUCACAGGAAUUGUCAAAUCUUCGAUUGGAGAAUCAACUACUAAGGAAUGAAGUGCAAUCUUUAAAUCAAGAAAUGGCGUCAUUAAUUCAGAGAUCCAAGGAAACACAAGAAGAAUUAAGCAAGGCAAGAGCAAGGGUGGAGAAAUGGAAUGUAGACCAUUCUAAGAAUGAUCAGGUAGUUCGAGAACUUCGAGCUCAAGUUGAUGAUCUGACUGAAGCAAUAGGUGCAAAGGAUUCGCAGCUGGCUGUGCUGAAAGUGAGAUUGCAGGAAGCUGAUCAACUGCUGAAUACUCGAACUGAAGCCUUGGAAGCACUACAGAGCGAAAAAUCACGAUUACUGCAAGAUCACAGUGAAGGAAACAGUAUGCAAAAUAAAGCUUUGCAAACUCUACAAGAAAGACUACAUGAUGCUGAGUCUGCCUUGAAGCGGGAGCAGGAUAGUUACAAGCAGAUGCAGAGUGAGUUCUCUACUCGCCUCAGUAAAGCAGAAAUGGAGCAUCAGAAUUUGGCAGAAGCAGUCACCACAGCAGAAAGAAAAUAUGUGGAAGAAAAAAGGAGAGCUGAUGAAUUGCAGCAGCAGGUCAAAAUAUCCAAGACCAAUGUUGAAUCCCUUAAACAAGAACUGACUGAUUACAAACAAAAAGCUUCUCGCAUACUCCAAUCUAAAGAAAAAUUGAUUAGUAGCUUGAAAGAAGGCUCUGGUUUUGAAGGACUGGAUAGUCAUACUGCAAGUACUAUGGAAUUAGAAGACCUUCGGCAUGAGAAAGAGAUGCAAAGAGAAGAAAUACAAAAAUUGAUGGGCCAGUUACAGCAGCUUCGAACUGAGUUACAGGACAUGGAAAGUCAGCAGGUAAGUGAAGCUGAAUCUUCAAGGGAACAGCUGCAAGACCUCCAAGAGCAAAUGGCUGAACAGAGAGCAGCUAGACAGGAAGUAGAAGCUGAGCUAGAACGCCAGAAGCAGGAAUUUGGUUAUAUAGAAGAAGAGCUUUAUCGAAAAAAUACACUACGAGCAGAAAUUAAAGAUCGAGAAGAUGAAAUCCAGAAACUCAGGAAUCAGCUCACCAACAAAACUAUAAGCAAUAGCAGUCAGUCAGAGCUAGAAAAUAGACUUCAUCAGCUGACUGAGACUCUGAUACAGAAGCAAACCAUGCUGGAGAAUCUUAGCACCGAAAAGAAUUCUCUUGUCUAUCAGCUGGAGCGGCUUGAGCAACAGAUAAAGUCUGUUCCUGGGCAUAAUGGAUCUUCUAUUAAUAUGUCUGGAAUUGAUGGUGUUGAAGGAACACGUGUACGAAAUGUUCCUGUUCUUUUCAGUGAUUCAGAAACCAACAUGGCAGGAAUGUAUGGUAGAGUACGCAAAGCUGCCAGUACUAUCGACCAAUUUAGCAUCCGUCUAGGAAUCUUUCUCCGAAGAUAUCCCAUUGCACGAGUAUUUGUAAUUAUAUAUAUGGCUUUGCUUCACUUCUGGGUCAUGAUUGUUCUACUUACUUAUACACCAGAAAUGCACCAUGACCAUCCAACUGGCAAAUGAGCUGAGCCAGAUUGUUGGAAUAAUCAGUCUUUUCCCUGGGACUUUGGAACUGCUAAAAGUCUGUGGCCUGAAAUGUUCAAGAAGGACAUAUAUCAUUAUCUGUUUUAGUACUACUUUCAAUUUUUAAAUUAUUGAACAAAUAUCAUGCUCUGCAAUUUCCUCCUCUGAUUUUUUUAAAAAAUGGUAACAGUCUCUUAGAAAGAUAUAAGCUCACUUUCACCUUUGCUUUUCAGAAAGUUAAUGGUCUAGUGUGAUAUACACAUAAUGAAUUUUCAUAAAAAUACCAGGCUAGACCAGUUUGGUUUAGCAGAUACUGUAUUUUAGGUCAUUACUGAUUAUGGGAUAUAAUCAGGGAAACUAAUUGUAUUUAGAUAUAUAAAUAAAAGUUUUAGUUACUCUGCACUUACAUUUACAUGUUUUUUACUUUGUAAAUUUUCCCCUCUCUUCAUGGUAAAGGCCUGAUUGGCUGGUACAAUAUCUUUUCAUAAAUACAGGAAUAAAACCUAAUGUACAUCUUUUUCUUUCUCCUUUUUUUUCCCAAGAGUUUUGUGUUGUUCAAUCUAAUAUACCUUCCCAAAUGAUAUGAUACUCAGCAAAGAUUGGCAAACUAUCACACUUAAUGGUAUUGAAGCCACAAGUUGCUUUCAGAACAUUCCCACUAUGUGUAUCUCUUUUGUUUUUCCUACCCUAUCUUCCUCUUUCUGUUUCCCUUUGUUUUAUCAUCUUCCUUUUUACUAUCUUUUUCCUUCUCCCUUGUCUGUGCCUUAGGCCAUCCUGUGGCAUCCAUGAGCAUAGCUUUGCUCCAAUAAUGACACUCGGGAAUCAAGCCUGUUUUAGCUACUACUUGUGCCUUCACAUUUUUAUGCUCAAACAAAGGGCUUAUCCAAUUGUUAUUUUGAAAAAUGACUUUUUUUUCUUUUAGAGAUUAGUGUAGGGAGCAUUGCAACUUUCUACCUACUUACCUGUAUUUCUGAGCUGUUAUGAAUACUCUCUCCCCCUUUUUUUUUUUUUUAGUGAGGCAAUUGGGGUUAAGUGACUUGCCCAGGGUCACACAGCUAGUAUGUGUUAAGUGUCUGAGGCCUGAUUUGAACUCAGGUACUCCUGACUCCAGGGCCGGUGCUUUAUCCACUGCGCCACCUAGCUGCCCCCAGCUGUUAAGAAUACUGAUGAAGAUAAUACACUUGGACAUUUUAUAGUUGCCAUAUUGCUAAGAUAUGUCUGUUUUAAUUCCUUGUUUGGUGGUUAAUAGAAAUAUAUAAAACAGUUAAUUUUCUUCUAACUUUUAAUUUUAUUAAUUUAGACUUUUUCUCCAAGUUACAUGUAAAAACAAAUUUUAACAUCA
Messenger RNA from Dromiciops gliroides (monito del monte), 3568 nucleotides. It is a transcript of the gene GOLGA5, whose product is annotated as golgin A5. The record is from RefSeq and is a predicted model, not a curated record. Lineage: Eukaryota; Metazoa; Chordata; Mammalia; Microbiotheria; Microbiotheriidae. Gene Ontology annotation, cellular component: Golgi cisterna; Golgi membrane. Gene Ontology annotation, biological process: retrograde transport, vesicle recycling within Golgi; Golgi organization.